CCAAAAGUAUUUUUACUGGACUGGUACUUCGCAAAACCCUAGGAAUUAGAAUUCUUGAUUAGGGUUUCUGUCGUCAAACACUGGACAUGACGCAGAAGGCUAAAUUGUUCAAAGGACAACAGAAGAAGAAGAGUAUACCUCCUAAUCGCCAUGGAAAAGCUUCUCAAAUUCGCAAAGGAAAGAGGGUAAUUAAACCAUCUAAAAUCUCUAAGGAUAUGGAUGAUAAUCGGGAGGUAAGUAAGUUCAUAAACUAUUGCAAUGAGGUGAAAGCAGCCACAGUAGCUUGCAAGGAUGGUGGACACCUGAGCAUUGUUAAGACAUCUAAAGAAUCAUCAGGUGGAGCACAGAAAGGUUAGCCAUGAUAAUGAUAAUGAUGCAUGAAACAAAAUGAGGUCUAAUGAUCAUCAUAAUCAUAUGGUAUAUAAAUGAAGUUUUGGAAAAAGAUCAUACAACUCAUGCUUGCUAGUAGCCUUGAUUUCACUGGUGUGCCACAAAAUCUCCUGCAAGAUUCAAUGAUUCAUUAUCAUUGUCGUUGAUAAUUUUGAGGUUUCAAACUGUUUCUAAAUUUUGCAUUGUGUUUCCAAGUCACUUAAUCUGAUUUUUUUUAAUUAUCAAUAUUCAUUAGAGUUGA
Amaranthus tricolor (Joseph's coat) is the source of this 631-nucleotide messenger RNA. RefSeq lists its product as uncharacterized. The record is from RefSeq and is a predicted model, not a curated record. The transcript is spliced from 3 exons. The coding region runs from base 87 to 356 and encodes 89 amino acids. NCBI's taxonomy places the organism in Eukaryota, Viridiplantae, Streptophyta, Magnoliopsida, Caryophyllales, Amaranthaceae.